Messenger RNA from Tinamus guttatus (white-throated tinamou), 751 nucleotides. NCBI's taxonomy places the organism in Eukaryota, Metazoa, Chordata, Aves, Tinamiformes, Tinamidae. The record is from RefSeq and is a predicted model, not a curated record.
AUGGCUCGCAAGAUGAGCAUGGACGAGCUGGAGGACCAGCUCCUCUGCCCCAUCUGCUUAGAGGUGUUCAAGGAGCCGCUCAUGCUGCAGUGUGGGCACUCGUACUGCAAGUCCUGCGUGGUGUCGCUGUCCUCCGAGCUGCCCGGGCAGUUCCUGUGCCCCGUGUGCCGCCAGCGCGUGGACUGCAGCGCCUCGCCGCCCAACGUCACGCUGGCGCGGGUCAUUGAGGCGCUGCAGAGCCGCGCCCCCAUCUCCACCACCUACUGCCGGAUGAAGGAGGAGCUGUCUGUGCUGCUCACUGAUGUCCACCAGUGCAAGAAGAACCUGGAUGAACAGUUCAGCAAGCUCAUCAACAACAAAAUACGCAUCGCAAAUGAGGCAGACGUCUUCAAGUGUGUGACCCGCAAGGAGUUCCAGGAGCUGCACAGGUUCAUUGACGAGGAGAAGGCCACCUUCCUGGAGAGCGUCGAAGGGAAGGCAACCCAGCUCAUCACCUCCAUUGAGGCCCAGGUCAAGCAGACGUCAGAUGCCCUGCAGAGGCUGAAGGAGAUGGAGAGCUCGCUGGAGAUGCUCAACAAUGAAAGCCAACUUGAUUUCAUCCGGAAAUACAGCUCCUCCCAGUUCAGGUCAGCGCUUCCCAGCCUGCAGCUGGGAGAAGGCAUCUUCAGCCCUGUUUCCUUCAAGCCGUGUUUCCAUCAAGAUGACAUCAAGAUGACUGUGUGGAAGCGCCUGCACCGCCGCGUGCUGCCAG